Molecule: messenger RNA, 2452 nt
Organism: Anguilla rostrata (American eel)
Lineage: Eukaryota; Metazoa; Chordata; Actinopteri; Anguilliformes; Anguillidae
Gene: tor1
Product: torsin family 1
Exons: 5
Coding region: 437-1444 (335 amino acids)
Biological process (GO): protein localization to nucleus; nuclear membrane organization
Cellular component (GO): endoplasmic reticulum lumen; endoplasmic reticulum; nuclear envelope
Molecular function (GO): ATP hydrolysis activity; kinesin binding; ATP binding
Source: RefSeq, a predicted model, not a curated record
AGAGUGACGUCAUGUUGAAUCGCGGAUUUGAGAGAGGAAAAUAGCUAGCUAUCCGUCUAACGUUCUCGCGUGUGCAGUUGUGCGAUAAAGUCACGAUUCAGUCGUCAGUUAGAUAGCAGUCCAAAGUUUCUGUGCACUGCUAAUUCUUUCAAUUGUAGCAUUUAAGUCGGAGAAUUGUGUAUUUUGCUAGUUGGUAAACUUGAGGUUAGCUUGCUAGUUAACACCAAUUUGAGUGACUACUCACGGUGGCAAUUUUGUACACGCUUAGUUAUUGUUUAAAGCUAAACUCCAAAACAAAAGUAACGGCAUGUCAGAAAAAUGUCGUUUUUCCUCAGUUCAUUUACGUUAGGCGACGAAUCAUGUGGUUACUAAGUUUGUUUUUCUAGUUAGGAUAAGACGAUAGGGUUCCUCAUAGCUAACGACAUAACAGUCAGAGAUGCGUUUCAAGACUUUAUUGCUAAUUCUCAUAUGGUGGUUUGUGGUAAUUGCAACAGCAAUCGAACCAAUCAGCACGGGAAUCGCUGUUGGAAUGGCAGCCGCUCUCUCGGGCUUCCUCGCCUGCUACCAGAACGUGUUGUAUUACUUCCACGAGUGUUGCAGACAAGAAUGGAUAUCAUAUAAUUCAUCAGGUUUGGAAAUCGACCUGACGAGGAAGCUAUUCGGUCAACAUGUUGCCUCACGAGUUAUCAUGAAAGCAGUGACUGGAUUCAUGAAUAACAAAAACCCAAAGAAGCCCCUGGUUCUGUCCCUCCAUGGAUGGACAGGGACAGGGAAGAACUUUGUCAGUCAGUUAAUAGCUGAAAACAUCUACAGAGAAGGAAUGGGCAGCAACUAUGUUCAUCAGUUUGUGGCCACCACCCACUUUCCCCACUUAAGUCAGACUGAAUCCUACAAAACCCAGCUGCAGCAGUGGAUCAAAGGGAACGUCACAAAUUGCCCUCGCUCGCUGUUCAUUUUUGAUGAAAUGGACAAGAUGCAUGCAGGGCUAAUUGACAGCAUCAAACCUUACCUGGAUUAUUAUGAACACUUGGAUGGAGUCUCCUAUCGCCAAGCCAUUUUCAUCUUCCUUAGUAAUGCAGGGGGUGAGGACAUCACACGAGUUGUGUUGGAUUUCUGGAGAGCAGGCAGAGAUCGAGAAGAGAUACAGCUGAAGGACAUUGAGGGAACAUUGUCUAAACAAGUCUUCAACAACAAGCAGAGUGGAUUUUGGCACACCAGCCUGAUUGAUAAGAACCUCGUGGACUUCUUUGUCCCCUUCCUGCCUCUGGAGUAUCGCCACGUUCGCAUGUGUGCUCUGGCAGAAAUGGAAGCUCGAAACUUACCCCUGGACGAGGAGAUCGCGAACCAAGUAGCCGAUGACAUGACCUAUUUCCCCAAGGAGGAGAAGGUCUUGUCUGUGAAGGGCUGCAAAACUAUUGUAAGCAGGCUGGAAUUCCACAUUUAGGGGUGCUGGUGCUACAAAAAACUGUUUAUGCCCUGUGCACCUCAGAACUGUAAGUCAGCCCUUCUUGGCCAAAGCAUUCCAGCAGCUGAACAGCCAAGAAAGCCAGGGAAGGUUGAGCCACUGAACUCAUGGAUGGCCUUUCCUCGUUCCAUUGUGCUCAUUGAGAGGCCAUCAAGCCCCGCUUCCAAUAAACAUCUUUGAAGGUGAAUGAAGAUUAAGGUUCUGGGUGGAGGGAAAUGGCCCUAUUUUAAUCAGCUGUAGAGUAUCAAUGUGUCUGAUCAAUUGAGAAACACUAAGGUGAUUUUUUUUCAGUCAUUUUGGAUGUAAAGUGAAAUAAUGUAAGAAUGAUAACAUUCAUGAUUACGUAGGCUUGCACGUAGAGACCUGGCCAGUUUCAAAAAAGCAGUCAGCUUGUCCUGUUGUGAAAUCCACCCUAAGAGUUUUUAUGGUUAUGUAACUGGACCUAAACUGAUCUUCCAUUCCUGAGGAAGGUAUGCCUUGUGUCUUGAAACAUGUAAGGGGGAAUCUUCCCAAACUAGUGUUUUUAUGCCAUGGUUACAUUGUAAAGAACAGUCCUAAAUUAUACUCAUUAAUCCACCCAGGAACCACUAAGAAGCUAUUUUGUCUUAAAAACAAACAUGUCAAUGAAAAGACACAUCAGUCUUAUCACAUAAUUAUUUACAUUAAAGUUUAAAUAAUUGGAAAACCCAAUGAGUAAAUAUGGUAACAAAGCACAUUACAAUUUUUAUUUGUACCGGGUAGUUUUUGUCUUGCAUAUGCUACGUGCCUUUCUUGGAUUGUGUUUAGUAACCAUUCACUCAAGUGUGCAUCUAAGUAAUUUUGGUACAGUUGAGACACAUUUGAUUUAUCCUGAGAAUCAAAGUAAAUUUAUCUUUCUCAGUGAUGGGGCGGAAUCCUUAAUUCAGUUGAUCUGAAAGAUUGGAAUGACUGUGAAUUUGUGUUUUGGAUCUUUCCUCUAUUAAAAACAAACCUUUUCAUAAGAAAAAA